AUGUCGAAUUAUUCUAGUGAGGCUCACCAAAAACCAUUAGCAAAUGAAACUUCAGUCACUUCUACUACUACAUCAGCCAGUGGUGCAGCAACACUAGCGCCGCAGGACGAUUUAUCGAAAGCCACGGCCAAACCGCCAGAUUUCGAUGAUUUCAAAGAUUUCUUCACUAACAAGGACAACAAUAUCAAACGUCACAUGCUAGUUUUCUGGUCCGGUACCGGUAUCGACGACCCGCAAACGUUUGCCGGAAGACAAGACAGGUUCACGCUUGAAAUGAUCGUAGGCACAAAAUGGAAACAGUACCAAACUGACAAAGCACACGGUGGCUAUUGGAAAACCUGGUACGAUUGUGUUGAUGGAUUCUGGACUCCGGCCUCCGACGCUCUUUCCAGUGUAGCGACAGGGGACGUUGCUGUCAUUCUAAGCGCAGACGCUGAUUACUUGCAACAGCAAGAAGAUCCCACGCAUGCUACUUGCCCGACCUGCUGGUACAACACUGAGAAGCCAAACCUAAUACACAAUCUUCUUAAAGGAUCGGUCGCUGGUAUCUUUAAAUAUCAUACGCCGUUGCCCGCGAAAUAUAUCGGCAAAAUAACCAGCAUGGGAGACAAGUUAUAG
Bacidia gigantensis is the source of this 618-nucleotide messenger RNA. RefSeq lists its product as uncharacterized. The coding region runs from base 1 to 618 and encodes 205 amino acids. The transcript has a single exon. NCBI's taxonomy places the organism in Eukaryota, Fungi, Ascomycota, Lecanoromycetes, Lecanorales, Ramalinaceae. The record is from RefSeq and is a predicted model, not a curated record.